This is a messenger RNA of Acipenser ruthenus (sterlet), 4271 nucleotides long. Its product is annotated as TRMT1-like protein. NCBI's taxonomy places the organism in Eukaryota, Metazoa, Chordata, Actinopteri, Acipenseriformes, Acipenseridae. The coding region runs from base 67 to 2169 and encodes 700 amino acids. The transcript is spliced from 16 exons. Gene Ontology annotation, cellular component: nucleus. The record is from RefSeq and is a predicted model, not a curated record. Gene Ontology annotation, biological process: tRNA N2-guanine methylation. Gene Ontology annotation, molecular function: RNA binding.
AGUGUCAUAAAAUGAGAAUCCCUACGAAGUUCGUGAACACGCCCAGUUUAGUGUACCUCAGUAUCAAUGGCGGAGCUGCAGAAAGAGGAGAGUGUGCAACUGUAUCAGGAGGACGCUGACAACAGUGGUUCAACAGCAGGUGAAGCAAAGGCAGAUCAUGAAGAAUCAAACAUUCAGCAGUGUGAUGAAGGAAAGGAAGCAGAGGAUGCAACCAACAAAGAUCCCAAGGAUGAAUCAGGUGCCAGCAACACCUCCACAUCAUCCACAGCUGCAGCAGAGAAACACAUUUCCAUUCAGGCUCAGUUGACAGACCUAGAGAAUCUGACAGAUCUUGAUGAAACUGGUAAGAAGUUAUGCCCUCUGUGCUCUGAAGAGAAGUUUAAAGCCUGCUACAAUCACAAACUACGGCGUCACUUACAGAAUCUGCACUGGAAAGUCUCAGUGGAGUUUGAAGGACACAGAAUGUGCAUCUGUCAUCUGCCUUGCCGACAACUGAAACCUAGCCUUAAUGGAGACCAGUGUUCAAGUCGGCUAGGAGCACAUUACCACUGCAUUGUGUGCUCAGCCACCGUCUCUCGCAGAACUGACAUGAUCAGCCACCUUAAACGGCAUGUGAACAAGGGGGAGACCGAGGCCAGUUACACAGGAGGUCCAGACUCUUCAACAGAAACAAAAGUUUCUGGCAAACAGUCCUUCUGUGAAAUACUGAAAGAAUCGGACACCAACGUCCAGGUCCUUCCAAACUACAGCACUCCACAAAACAGUGACUCCUACUUCAGCUGCAAAAUGAAAACAAACAGACAGUUGGUCUUCUGUGCCCUGGCAGUUCUGUCAGAGGAACGCAGUCCGCUGGAGUGUCUCGAUGCUUUUGGAGCCACAGGAAUCAUGGGGCUGCAGUGGGCACAGCACCUGUGCAGCACGGUGAAGGUCACCAUCAAUGACAUCAAUGAGACGUCUGUGAAGAUGAUCCGUGAAAACUGCCACCUGAACCACAUGAGGGUGCAAGGGGAAAACGAUGACAGCGAGGGGGAGGAGCUUGACGAGGAGCCACUCUCCACCAUCGAGGUCACCAAGAUGGAUGCCAACGUCCUGAUGCACCUUCGUGCCUUUGACUUCAUACACCUGGACCCGUAUGGUACGGCAGUAAAUUACCUGGAUGCAGCGUUCAGGAACGUCAGGAAUCUGGGAAUCGUGUCAGUGACAUCCACAGACACCAGCUCUCUCUACUCUAAAACUCUGAAUGUGACGCUGAGACACUACUCCUGUCACAUCAUCAGGACAGAGUACUACAAAGAGCUUGCCGCCAGAAUGGUCAUAGCCACUGUGGCAAGGGCUGCAGCACGCUGUAACAAGGGCAUCAAGGUGCUGCUGGCGGUGGCCCUGGAGCACUUUGUCCUGGUGGUGGUGCGAGUGCUGAGAGGACCCACGCAGGCUGACGAAUCGCCCAAGAAAAUUCAGCAGCUUAUCCAUUGCCAGUGGUGUGAGGAAAGAGUCUUCCUGAAGGAGGGCAGCAUGCUGGAGGAAAACCUGUACAGACAGCUACCAUGUGACUGCCACGGGAGCAUGCCAGGCAAGACUGCGGUGGAACUGGGGCCUCUGUGGUCAGGUUCUCUGUUUAAUACUGGGUUUCUAAGAAGGAUGUUGUUUGAAGCUGUGCAGCAUGGGAUGGAUGAGAUCCAGCCACUAGUGAAGUCGCUGAUCUGUGAAUCGGAGUGCACAACGCUGAAACAAUUCUCAAUCCCUGGGCCUGCCAGGAACGUCCGCCAAGAAUGCGGUGUAGUCAUUAAAACCUCAGAAAAAGAGGAAGAUGAACAUUCUCUGGGGAUAGGAAAGAGGAAGAUGCAGGAAGGAGCAGGAAACGUAUUGAAGAGAAUGAAAUCUGAAGUGCCAGUGGAGCAUCCAGCCUUCUACUACAGCAUUCACCGGCACAGCAUCCGGGGAAUGAACAUGCCAAAGUUAAAUAAAUUCCUGCAGUACCUGACAGAAGCUGGGUUCCGAGUGAGUCGGACCCAUUUCGAUCCAACAGGAGUCCGCACAGAUGCCACUCUGGCCCAGUUCAAGUCUGUUCUCACCAAGUACAGCGUGCCGACCUACACCACUGUCCAGACAGGGGGCCACAGCCAUGUCUCAGAAGAAGUCAAGUUGGACGUGGAGUUUGCUAGUCCAUGAAAAUACUGAACUAUUGCUAAACCUCAGAUUAAUUUAUGAUUAGGUCUAGCUGGGCUUUUGCCUGUGAAACAUACUUCAAAGGGUCAAAUUAAGCAAGUAUGCUGUCUGUAUCUCUGCUUAUAAACCAGACUUCUGAUCUGGUGUUUGAAAAGUUAUACUAAAAAGUUUAUACCUGAAAAGUUAUAUUAUAUUAUAUUAUAUUAAGGCUGAUUCAAAUAAAAUGGUAAAAGGAUUGUUUAAGCUAUUUACACAAAACUGACAUCUGGUACAUUUAGGACAGAAUAUUAGAUGGCUGUGUGAAUAUUUCAAGGCUUAAUUAUGUUAAGAUUUGCCAGCAUAGACUGAUUAUCUGAAUAUCUGUUGUUUUGCCAGGACCACCUUUUGAGUUUUUACAGAGUAAAGUUGCUGACUGAUAGUUAAUGCAUUGUUAUUUUUUAACAAGGUAUGUUUGGCCCUGAAAGAAAUCCCUUUUAAAUUGCUGCUGGCUUGAAAGUAGAUGCAUUCAUUUGUAUGUUCCUGUGUUUUCAUAAAUUUGUACAUGAAAGUAAUUGAUCGAAUAUUGCAGUGAGGUAUUCCAGUCUAGGGACAUAACCUCCAAAGCCUCAUAGCUCUGGUAUGGUGUCUGCAUUCCAUUGCCUUGCACUUGAGUGAACUCGAUGUUUUCUUACAAUUACACACCAUGCUUGAAAUGUCACCUGAAAUGUUUUCUAGGCGGUAGUAACAAUAUGAUUGUAUUUCCUAGAAAACACAGGUUUUCUGUAAUUAAAGUGCACCACAGUCUAGUCUGGUCUAGCCUAUUUUUUUUUUAAAAAUAAACUAGGAUGUAUAUCUUCAUUAGACUUGUUUUUAAGAUACGUAAGACAACCUUACAAGGGGUUAAGUAGUUGUUUACUCUGAAUGAUAAAUGCCAAAUCUAAAAAUUGGUCAUUGUUUCCUUGAAAGGCUAUUCUGUUUCUGAAGGCAUAUUACACCAGAUUCCUGACAUCCUUGAAAGUAAACCCAUUUACCAACAACAGAACAGCACUCAAUUUGAAAAUGUUCUCCACUGACAGGACUUAUUAUGGUGUUUUGAUCCUCCCUGUUUACUGUUUUUUGUUUGUUUUGAGGUGUUUUUUUGGUUUUGUUUGUAUUACAUCUUCCUGUUUGCAUACCUACUUUAUCUCAUCUGCACAUAAUUGAUGUUCAUCUGGGGUGAUCCUUGGAGGAAGCUUCUGUAAAUAAUUCUGAAAUCUCAGUUUUCAGCUUCCAAGGACUGCAAACUGCUCACAGAUCCAGUUAAUUAGCUGCAGCCCAAAGUUGCAGAAACUUCUGCUGUGAGCUUGCCUGUAUGUAGAUGCCAAGCCUGUACAUUUUUUCCUUCAUUGUGUGUAUUGCUGCAUAUAAAUGCAAUGCUAGUGGUUAAUGUGCAUAGUUUUUUUUUUUUUUUUUUUUUUUUUUUUUGUUUGUUUUUAUGGGAAUAUAGUAUAAGUUGUGCAUUUGAAAUUCAAUCAUGAAUCCUGCUUUUUAAAUGGAAAAUUUGUUAUUCAUAUACAGCUGGAACAUGAGGUCUACCUUCCACUCUUAUCAGCCAGUGCUAAUUAUUCUGCAAGAACAUUGUCAAAAUAGUUAGAACAGUUGAUAGUCCCCAUGCGUUGCUAAUGCUCAAGUUGAUAGUUAUAACAUGUUCAAAUAAAGGGAGAAUAACGUGUCUGCCGACACUUGGCACAAUAAUACCAGUAAGUACUCUCAGUAAAUAUUUUUGGAAUGGAUAUGUAACUUUAAAUAUGCAGAUGAAAUUAAACUGAACUGGUUAUGUAAAUUAGACCUUUUUUAAAAUUAUUUUUUUGUAAUGCAGAUUUACUAUAAAUAUGUCCCCCUGAAACCUUGUUUAAGAUCUCAGAUGUUGAAAUUCCAUACAUUGCAGAAAUUGUUAAAACAUUGUGCAGAGUACAAGUAUAUGGUUCCACUGCAUUUGGCUGGGACGUAAUUGUGAUGCUGGAAAAUAGCCAGUAGAGAUAAAGAUGCUUUAUACGUGUAAGAUUUGAUCCAAGGAAUGUGUCUCUUCUUUCUUUUAUCCCAUCGAAAUAAUAAAAGACCUGUGUGCUACAGCUGUUAAUACUCUC